UGAUGAGAGGCAAAAGAGUAGUAUUCGUUGGGGAUUCCAUUAACAGGAACCAGUGGGAAUCCAUGUUGUGCUUGUUGAUGGGAGCUGUCAAAGAUCAAAGCAAAGUUUAUGAGACCCAUGGUCGAAGAAUAACCAAAGAGAAUGGGAACUAUUGUUUCAAGUUUGUGGACUAUAAAUGCACCGUUGAAUUCUACGUGACACAUUUUUUGGUUCGGGAGAGUAGGGCGUGGAUUGGGAAGAAACAAGGACAGACUUUGCGUAUUGAUUCAAUUGACAAAGGUUCAUCUACAUGGAUGGGUGCUGAUAUUUUGGUCUUCAACACUGCUAGUUGGUGGACACAUUACAAAACUAAAGCAGGGAUGAAUUAUUAUCAGGAAGGGGAUCAAGUUCAUGAACACCUUGAUGUUUCAAUAGCUUACCGAAGAGCCCUAACGACCUGGGCAUCAUGGGUCGACACAUACAUCAACCCCGCAAAGACUCAAGUUUUCUUCAGAGCAUCUUCUCCUUCUCAUUUCAGUUGUAUAAUUGGAUAGUGGUGGUCGAUGGAAUAGUGGUGGACAUUGUGGAGACGCUUCACGUCCCCUUAACGAGAGCCAUAGCAGCAGCAGUUACCUCGAGAAGAACAGGAUUGUGGAAGAGGUCAUAACGGAGAUGAAAACUCCUGUCACCAUUCUAAACAUAACCGGUUUGUCCGGUUAUAGGAUAGACGGUCACCCAUCCAUUUAUGGAAGUAGAUAUUCUAACGGUGUACAAGAUUGCAGCCAUUGGUGUCUCCCAGGGGUUCCUGAUACUUGGAACCAAAUGUUGUAUUACCACAUACAACUUGCUCAUAAGAAGAGAUUGUAAACAUUGUACUUCAUUUGUGGAGGAUCAGUUGUGCUACUGUUAAUUUUCUUUUACUACUUUGUUCCUCAUUUGUUUGCUUCAG
This is a messenger RNA of Cuscuta epithymum, 928 nucleotides long. NCBI's taxonomy places the organism in Eukaryota, Viridiplantae, Streptophyta, Magnoliopsida, Solanales, Convolvulaceae. The record is from the annotation of a GenBank genome assembly.